Messenger RNA from Lachnellula hyalina, 717 nucleotides. RefSeq names its product Methylthioribulose-1-phosphate dehydratase (gene mde1). The transcript is spliced from 2 exons. Bases 1 to 717 code for a protein of 238 amino acids. The record is from RefSeq and is a predicted model, not a curated record. Gene Ontology annotation, cellular component: cytoplasm. Gene Ontology annotation, molecular function: metal ion binding; methylthioribulose 1-phosphate dehydratase activity. Lineage: Eukaryota; Fungi; Ascomycota; Leotiomycetes; Helotiales; Lachnaceae.
AUGUCUAACCAAGAAGAUCAACCGGACCCAACGGGUAACAACGACCACCUGAUCAAAUCCGCCGACAGCCAACACCCCGCAAACCUCAUCCCCGAGCUAUGUCGCAAAUUUUGGACAUUAGGAUGGGUUACCGGUACUGGAGGAGGCGCAAGCAUUCGUAACGAUGAUCUUGUAUAUCUCGCGCCAUCUGGCGUUCAGAAAGAACUGAUGAAGCCUGAAGAUAUAUACGUCCUCGCUCUUUCUCAACAAGUCGACCCCAAGCAACGAAUAUAUCUGCGCUCUCCGCCGGCCUUCAAACCUUCCCAAUGCACGCCGCUCUUCAUCGCAGCCUUCACAAAGAGAAACGCGGGAUGCUGUAUUCAUACACAUUCGCAAUGGGCGGUCCUCGUUACUCUCUUGCUUGAGACUGUGCAAUCGGAUUUAUUUGAGAUCAACAAUAUCGAGCAGAUCAAGGGGUUUGGAAAGGGCUUUCAGAAGCAAGGGAAUCUGGGAUAUCAUGAUACAUUGAAGAUACCAGUUAUUGAGAAUACACCACAUGAAGAAGACUUGACGGAGAGCUUGGAGGAGGCGAUGAACAAAUAUCCGGAUACGUAUGCGGUUCUGGUUAGGCGGCAUGGGAUUUAUGUAUGGGGAGAGACGGUGCAUAAGGCGAAGACGCAGGCUGAGAGGUUUGAUCGACCUCUUUUCAUGGAGGGAAACUCUGCUGACGUAUUCUAG